ACGAUCAGAGGAAUGAGGAAGAUGAGCAAUGGCAUCAUCUGUUGCCAGAUGUUGUCAAGAAUGAAGACUUCAGAGGAAGCUUCAGAAAUCAAGGCAGAUGUAAGAGGCAAAAAGGAAGCCACGGGUUCGAGAGGAGGGAUAAACCCAUUGAUUGCCAAGGGAGAGAUUUACAAGAAAUAAUUCCCAUGGUGGAGGAAACAUACAAAGGCUUGGCGUGCGGAAUGAACUUCUCAGAUCAAACCCAAUAUAAUAUCCAUGUAGGAAUACACAGUGGAAAGAGGACCCAUCAAUGCCUGGAGUGUAGAAAGAGCUUCCUUUGCAGAGCAGAACUAAUCAGACAUCAAGGAACACAUGCAAGAAAGGAAUCUUAUAGCACUUCACUCUUUGGCAAGAGCUUCUCAGAGAAAUCAGAGUCUAUUCAUUCAGGAGAGAAACCAUCUGUCUCCUCAGAGGGUGGAAUGGGAGUCUCUGAUGAAAGAAAAGGUAAUGUAUAUUUUCUGAAGCACAGCGUAAUGAAGGCACAUAAAUGCUUUCAGUGUGGAAAGUACUUCAAAUACAGGUCACAGCUCCUUGUGCACCAAAGAAUCCACAGAGGGGAGAAAUCUUCUGAAUACUCAGAGAGUGGAAAGGGAUUGAGUCAGAGUGGCACUCUUGAACAGCAUCAAAGAACCUGCACAGGGGACAAACCUUAUAAAUGCUCAGCCUGUGGGAAGAGCUUCAAUGACAGUGCUUAUCUUAAACAGCAUCAAAGAAUCCACACAGGGGAGAAACCCUUUGCAUGUUCAGUGUGUGGCAAGAGAUUCAAUUGGAGUAGCGAUUGCAAGCAGCAUCUAAGAACCCACACAGGGAAGAAACCUUUUGAAUGCACAGAUUGUAGAAAGUGUUUCAGUCAUCGUAGCAAUCUUCAGAGCCAUCUAAGAACCCACACAGGGGAGAAGCCCUUUGAAUGCUCAGAGUGUGGAAAGAAAUUCAGUCAAAGUUGCAGUCUUCAAAAGCAUCAAAGAUCCCACACAGGGGAGAAGCCUUUUGAAUGCUCAGAGUGUGGGAAGAAAUUCAGCUGUAAUAGCGAUCUUCAGCGACAUCGAAGAACCCACACAGGGGAGAAGCCUUUUGAAUGCUUAGAGUGUGGGAAGAAAUUCAGUCAGAGUAACGAUCUUCAGGGGCAUCAAAGAACCCACACAGGGGAGAAGCCUUUUGAAUGCUCAGAGUGUGGGAAGAGAUUCAAUAAGAAUAGCUACCUUAAACAGCAUCUAAGAACCCACACGGGAGUGAAACCUUUUGAAUGCACAAGCUGUAAAAGGUGUUUCAGUCGUAGUAGCAAUCUUCAGCGGCAUCUAAGAACCCACACAGGGGAGAAACCUUUUAAAUGUUCAGUGUGUGGAAAGAGCUUCAAUCGGAGUAGCCAUAUUAAGCGGCAUCUAAGAACCCACCCAGGGAAGUAUUUUUUUGAAUUUUAUGGGUUUCCCCUCCCCAAUAAGCAGGACCUCUGAUUGCCCUGCCUGACCUCAUAUCUUGGUUGGAAGAAGGACUGUUUCUUCUGGGCUCUGAUGAAGAGGAGGGAUUGGCAGGUAGGGACUUCAGAUUUCUCGUCUUGGGACUGUGUGUUGCCUGUGCUUCCUUCCAAGGGCUGGUGAAUUUGUGUGGCCUUGUUUAUCCUCGCCAAUUGCCCUGAAAAGAGCUUGGGUGAAUUGUGGAUGCUGAAAUGGUGCCUGUGGUUCAUCAACGUAGGAAAAUAGGCAGUCUCCUUCUGCCUGUUCUUAUGGCCUUUAGGCUAAGUGUAGCCCAGUAUUGUCUUCUCUGGAAGGCAGAAUUUUUCAGGCCCGCACAUACCCAGGGACCUCUACUCCACACCCAGAAGAAAACUUUUGAAUGCUCAGCAUGUGGAAAGAGAUACAGUGACAGAAGCACUCUUCAACAGCACCAAAGAACCCACACAAGCAAGAAAUGAUUUGAAUGCUAAGAGUGUUUGAAGAAUCAUAGAAUCAUAUUAUCAUAGAGUUGGAAGGGACCUCCAGGGCCAUCUAGUCCAACCCCCUGCACAAUGCAGGAAACUCACAAACACCUCCCCCUAAAUUCACAGGAUCUUCAUUGCUCUCAGAUGGCCAUCUAGCCUCCAAGGAAGGAGAGCCCACCACCUCCUGAGGAAGCCUGUUCCACUGAGGAACCACUCUAGCAGUCAGGAAGUUCUUCCUGAUGUUGAGUUGGAAAAUCUUUUUGAUUUAAUUUCAACACAAAAGAUCCAUUUAUAGUAGCAAUUUUCAACAUCAUCAGAGAACCCGCACAAGUGAGAAACCUUUUGAAGGAUCGAUGUGUAGGAAGACCACCAACAAUUUUGGAACGGCAGCAACACCUUUGGGAUUAUUCUGUUGUCAACGAUCUCCGCGCAAUCACAAACCGCUAUAACAGAAAAUUAUGAAAAAAUUUUCAUUGCUGUUUGGUAUCCUUUAGUAAAUUAUCUGACUGAUCAAGGCAUUCUUCCAAGUAGAAUGAUUUACAGCAAGAUGUAUUUUUUAAUCCGAAGUAUUGAAAACAACUUUUGAGAUUUGUAACUUUAAAAUACCCAUAGUAAGUGUACUUAUGGUUUUUCAUUUCCUUAUAUAUAACUGUUUUCCUGACUGGAUAUUUUACUUGUAACUGUUUUGGAAAAAUUAAACCAAAAUAAAGAAAAAUUGUGAUUUAAAAAAA
Heteronotia binoei (common prickly gecko) is the source of this 2685-nucleotide messenger RNA. Its product is annotated as zinc finger protein 501-like. The record is from RefSeq and is a predicted model, not a curated record. The transcript has a single exon. Bases 186 to 1490 code for a protein of 434 amino acids. NCBI's taxonomy places the organism in Eukaryota, Metazoa, Chordata, Lepidosauria, Squamata, Gekkonidae.